UAAUCAGGAUUCAGAAAAGUUUGCAGCCUGAAGCUCAUGAAACGAGCUGAGCAUCCCUAAUCAUAAAGCUGAUACUCAACAGGCAAGGCGCCGAAGAAGAGAACCACAACAAACAGGAUAAAAGGAUCCUUCGAUCGAUAGAUCAAUACAGCAUCGAUUUUCCGUCAAUUUUAUUUUGUUCGGCAGCAGCAGCAGCAGCCAUAUCUCAGCUCGACGAAUGUCUAGUGGUGGUGGUGGUGGCGGUGGCGGUGCUGGAGGACGUUUCUUUCAAAAUCCGUUCCAGGAUUAUGUAGGUGGUCCCGUGGUGAAAAAUGACGACCACAUCCGAGGAUUGAUUCAAUCCUACGUAAACCUCAUCGUGGACAAUACGAAACCGGGUAGAAAUAGCGACCAUCGGGGUGAUUUAUAUGUGGGCGAUGCUGGCAUUGCGUAUAUGUUUCUGAGACUGCACGAAAGUGGACUUUUCGGAGCGGAUGCCCUACAGUAUGCCAAGCAGUACGUAGCCAAUGCCAAGAGCAAAGCUGUUCGCUAUGCAGCUCGGGCUGAAGAACGGUGCUCGUAUCUCUGUGGAAAUGCGGGGAUUUAUGCGGUUUCGGCAGCUAUCUGUCACAAGAUGGGACAACGACAGGAGAUGGACGAGGAUCUUAGAAAUUUUGCAUCCGGCAUAACCGUGUGCAAGAAAAUUGACUUCAAUAAAAACGGAAGCGACGAAUUGCUCUUUGGAAGAGCGGGAUACUUGAGCGGUAUUUAUUGGCUGCAUCAGACCAUCGAUAAGAAAUUGUUCGCUCAUGACACGUUGAAUACUAUUUGUGGAGUUAUAAUCGAGAGUGGAAAACGCUAUUCGGCAGCGCAUCGCAGUCCAAUCCCGUUGAUGUACCAUUGCUGGGGAGACGAAUAUCUUGGAGCUGCUCACGGGGUGUCUUCCAUCAUGCACAUGCUGCUGGAGUCACCAUUCCAAGCGAAUCCGAAUUGCACGGAACUGGCUGCAGUCCGUGCCACAAUCAAUAGUUUGUUAUCCCUACAGGAUGCCGAGGGAAACUUUCCGGUAACCCUUCAGGACUAUUUACAACGAACGAGAGAUGAAACAUUGGUUCACUGGUGCCACGGUGCACCUGGAAUAGUGUAUCUUAUGGCCAAGGCUUACAUCGUUUUCAAAGACCCAAAAUAUCUACAAUCAUGUGUUCGCUGUGCGGAUCUUGUCUGGCGCAAAGGAUUGCUGCGCAAGGGCCCGGGCAUAUGCCAUGGUGUGGCCGGCAGUGGAUACGUCUUCCUUCUUCUCUACAGACUGACCGCCGACCCCAAAUACCUCUACCGUGCUAUCAAGUUCAUGGAAUAUUUAACGCAUGAAGAGUUCAUCCGAUAUGCUCGCAAUCCGGAUCGUCCGUUUAGUCUGUACGAGGGCUACGCCGGAACGGUUUGCUUCCUGUUGGACUUGCUGCGACCGGAGCGUGCUAGCUUCCCGUUCAUGGAUGUGUUCGAUACCAAAUGUUAGGAUUAGCAUUAAACGAAAAUCUUCACAUUAAACUAGUUUAGAUGUAUUUCACGGUGAAUAAAUUAAUUUAUUGAUUCCACGAUUAUGCACAAAAUA
Molecule: messenger RNA, 1588 nt
Organism: Aedes albopictus (Asian tiger mosquito)
Lineage: Eukaryota; Metazoa; Arthropoda; Insecta; Diptera; Culicidae
Product: lanC-like protein 3 homolog
Exons: 2
Coding region: 218-1492 (424 amino acids)
Biological process (GO): carbohydrate metabolic process; peptide modification
Cellular component (GO): plasma membrane
Source: RefSeq, a predicted model, not a curated record